UAUAUGCAAAGAAAUUGAGAGUACUAAGAGAAGAAGUAAGGAUGAUGUUUAACAAAAUGGAAAAUGAGGUUGAUCAACUUGAGUUUAUUGAUGUGUUGCAAAGGCUUGGAGUUGAUUAUCAUUUCAACAAUGAAAUAAAGAACAUGUUGGACAAUAUUUAUAACACACAAACAUUCAAGUUGAAGACCAACUUAUAUGACACAUCACUCAAGUUUAGACUCUUAAGGCAACAUGGUUAUGAUAUAUCUACAGAUUUUUUUGUUUGCUUUAAAGAUGAAAUGUGUGAUUUGAAGAUAGACCAACCAAUUGAUGUUGAGGGAAUGUUGUCAUUGUAUGAAGCCUCGUUUCAUUCAUUCGAAGAUGAAAUUAUAUUGGAUGAAGCAAGAGAUUUCACAAUAGAGUUUCUCAAAGAGUAUUUAAACCAACAUGGAGACAAUGAUAUUAUGUCUCUUCAAAUAAGUCAUGCUUUGGAGCUUCCACUACAUUGGAGAAUUCCUCGAUCGGAGGCUCAAUGGUUCAUCAAUAUAUACGAAAGACAGCAAAAUAAUAAUAGUAAUGUUUUACUUCAGUUUGCUAAAUUGGAUUUCAACAUUCUUCAAAGCAUCUACCAAGAAGAACUUAAGUAUACAUCAAGAUGGUGGAAAGGAACUGAAAUUGGAGAAAAGUUGAGAUUUGUUAGGGACAGAUUUGUUGAGAAUUUUGUUUGGAAUGUGGGAAUGAAUUUCAAGCCAGAAUUUGAAUAUUUUCGAAAAGUUCUAACAAAGGCGAAUGCCUUAAUUACCACAAUUGAUGAUAUUUAUGAUGUAUAUGGUACCUUGGAAGAGUUAGAGCUUUUCACAGAAGCAAUUGACAGAUGGGAUCUAAAUGCCAUUGAUUCCCUACCAAAUUACAUGAAAAUAUGUUAUCAUACACUCUAUAGCUAUGUGAAUGAAGUUGAAAUAUCCAACAAGGCUGGGUUCUCUAUCGCCCCAUACUUGAAAAAAGAAUGGGCAGGUCUAUGUAAAUCAUAUUUGAUUGAAGCUAAGUGGUAUCAUAGUGGAUACACUCCGACCUUUGAAGAAUACAUAGAGAAUGCAUGGAUAUCCAUAAGUGCACCUCUUAUGCUUAUUCAUGCUUACUUUGUUAUUCCACAUUCAUUCAAACAAGAAGACUUGGUUUGUUUAGAAGAAAACAACAACAUAAUUCGAUAUUCCUCAAUGAUUUUACGUCUAGCUAAUGAUCUUGGAACAACUAAACGUGAAAUUGAGACAGGUGAUAUUCCAAAGUCAAUUCAAUGUUAUAUGAACGAAAGUGGAACUACUGAAAUAGAGGCUCGUGAACAUGUAAAGUCUAUGAUGUGUACAAUUUGGAAAAAGAUGAAUAAAGAAGCUCAUAGUUCAUCUUUGUCUCAAAGUUUCAUAGAUAUUUCAGUAAAUCUUGGUAGAAUGGCAAUAUUCAUUUACCAGCAUGGAGAUGGCCAUACUAUUCAAGAUCCAGAAAUUCAGAAUCGUAUACAAUCAUUAAUUUGGACUCCCAUUCCUAUUGAUGGUUAAGCCAUUACUUGUGUGAUAUUUUAGCCAUCAUUGUAGCAAUUCAUUUUAAAAUUGAG
This is a messenger RNA of Vicia villosa (hairy vetch), 1588 nucleotides long. RefSeq names its product myrcene synthase, chloroplastic-like. Gene Ontology annotation, biological process: diterpenoid biosynthetic process. The record is from RefSeq and is a predicted model, not a curated record. The transcript has 6 exons. NCBI's taxonomy places the organism in Eukaryota, Viridiplantae, Streptophyta, Magnoliopsida, Fabales, Fabaceae. Bases 42 to 1532 code for a protein of 496 amino acids. Gene Ontology annotation, molecular function: magnesium ion binding; terpene synthase activity.